Molecule: messenger RNA, 1549 nt
Organism: Teleopsis dalmanni
Lineage: Eukaryota; Metazoa; Arthropoda; Insecta; Diptera; Diopsidae
Product: innexin inx1-like
Exons: 5
Coding region: 1-987 (328 amino acids)
Cellular component (GO): gap junction; plasma membrane
Molecular function (GO): gap junction channel activity
Source: RefSeq, a predicted model, not a curated record
AUGACUAUUUGUCAUUGUGAUGGAGUGCAGCAUAUGACGGAUAGCACAGCUGCUUUUUUAAAUUCCCAACAUAUUUUAGAUAUCAUCCCUACAGCAUCUGUUGUUAUUCUCGUUGGCCGUGACGUAGCACAUCCAGGUGUAGCCAAUGAUUUCGACGAGGAAGAUGCUAAAAAGUAUUACACCUAUUAUCAAUGGGUCUGUUUCGUGCUCUUCUUUCAGGCCAUUGCCUGUUACACUCCCAAAUUUCUUUGGGACAAAUUCGAAGGUGGUUUAAUGCGAAUGAUUGUGAUGGGCUUGAACAUAACUAUCUGCACUCGCGAAGAGAAAGAAGCCAAGCGUGAUGCCUUACUGGAUUAUUUAAUCAAGCAUGUUAAGCGCCAUAAACUUUAUGCGAUGCGUUACUGGUUCUGUGAGGCGCUAUGCUUCGUCAACAUAAUCAUACAAAUGUACAUGAUGAAUCGUUUCUUUGACGGCGAGUUCCUCUCAUAUGGUACACGUAUUAUGCAACUAUCUGAUGUGCCACAAGAGCAACGCCUUGACCCAAUGGUGUACAUAUUCCCACGCGUAACCAAGUGUAUCUUCCAUAAAUAUGGCUCCGGUGGUUCGCUACAGAAACACGACUCACUCUGCAUACUGCCGUUGAAUAUUGUCAAUGAAAAGACUUAUGUGUUCAUUUGGUUCUGGUAUAUGAUAUUGCUGUGUCUGUUGCUGGGAUUAUUGAUUUUCCGUGCUUGCAUCUUCUUUAUGCCAAAAUUCCGACCACGUUUGCUCAAUGCCCGCAAUCGCAUGAUUCCCAUGGACGUUUGCCGCUCACUCUCACGCCGUUUGGAUAUCGGCGACUGGUGGCUCAUCUAUAUGUUGGGCCGCAAUCUAGAUCCAGUAAUUUACAAGGAUGUGAUGAUUGAAUUUGCAAAGCAAGUCGAGCCAUCGAAGCACGAUCGAAAGAAGGACAAGAUAAGGGAUUACGACAACAAAAACAACUACUGAAGAUGGUUCUGUGAUUGGGAUGCUUUCUAUAAAUUAGAAAUGCAAAUUAGAAAAAAAAACAAAUAACAUAACAUAUAUAAAAAUGAUUAUUACUGAUUUUAUUUAAUUACUGCUAAGAGUAAUUCAAGCAAAACUCAAUUAAUUCAAUGAUCACAACUCGAAUUUUAUUUGCCUGGAAAUUGGCAAGUGCAAAUGAAUAAAUCCAUUAUUCAGAUAUGUCUAUAUAUUACGAUUAAGUAUAAUUUUAUUUAAUAAAUUCUAGGCUAAGUUACGUGAAAUUUAGUUCGUCUUCAGAUUAUUUAAAUGUUCGCUUUUGAGUCUUCUUAUUCUUGUAUAGUUCGAAUGUGAGUUAAGCUAAGCAUUUUUCAUAUAAACAAUUAAGUUAGUUUUUAUUAUAGCAAAAACCUGAAACUACGUAUAAUACUUUGACUAAAUAUUCACGAGAAUAUUUGCAUAAAAAUGUAUGUACUUUUAAGUUUAUACAUAUAUAUAUACAUAUAUUUUUAAUAUGAAAUCAAUUUUAUAUUAAUUAUACAAAUACAAUAUUUUUGUAGACUCUGCA